AUGGGUCCUCCAAGCCAGGUUUACACAGUAAACCGCAUAGUAGCAACGACACGGGUGAGUAUAAAAAAUGUUUAUAGAAAUAUAGAUUUUAUUUUAGACCCACUUCGCGCUACAGUGGCGCUGUCAAAAGCGAAGAAAGGAGUUGUGAUUGUUGGCGAUCAGUCGUUAUUGAUUCAGUCACCGCUCUGGAAAGCUUAUUUGGAAAGGUAA
Enterobius vermicularis (human pinworm) is the source of this 210-nucleotide messenger RNA. NCBI's taxonomy places the organism in Eukaryota, Metazoa, Nematoda, Chromadorea, Rhabditida, Oxyuridae. The record is from the annotation of a GenBank genome assembly.